This is a messenger RNA of Diabrotica virgifera virgifera (western corn rootworm), 852 nucleotides long. RefSeq names its product thioredoxin-like protein 4A (gene Dim1). The record is from RefSeq and is a predicted model, not a curated record. NCBI's taxonomy places the organism in Eukaryota, Metazoa, Arthropoda, Insecta, Coleoptera, Chrysomelidae. The coding region runs from base 132 to 560 and encodes 142 amino acids. Gene Ontology annotation, biological process: mRNA splicing, via spliceosome. Gene Ontology annotation, cellular component: U4/U6 x U5 tri-snRNP complex; spliceosomal complex; U5 snRNP. The transcript has a single exon.
ACACUUGACACUGACAGUAUAAUAAUAUAAAAAUAAACAGUAGAUUUCUAUUUGUAUUUCUAAUUGAUUUAAUAAUAAAUUCAUUGAGAAUAUAGAAUAUAUUUAACGAUAAGUAAUUAAAACACUUCAAGAUGUCGUAUAUGUUAGCUCAUUUACACAACGGCUGGCAAGUGGACCAAGCCAUACUCUCAGAGGAAGACAGAGUGGUAGUGAUCAGAUUCGGGCACGAUUGGGACCCUUCUUGCAUGAAAAUGGAUGAAGUGUUGUACAGUAUCGCAGAAAAAGUGAAAAACUUUGCAGUGAUUUACUUGGUAGACAUCACAGAAGUGCCGGACUUUAAUAAAAUGUACGAAUUGUAUGAUCCAUGUACAGUGAUGUUCUUCUUUAGAAACAAGCACAUUAUGAUAGAUUUGGGAACUGGUAACAAUAAUAAGAUUAAUUGGCCGCUUGAGGAUAAACAGGAGAUGAUAGAUAUAGUGGAGACAGUGUAUAGGGGGGCUAGGAAAGGCAGGGGUUUGGUAGUGUCACCCAAAGAUUAUUCGACUAAAUAUAGAUAUUAAUUUACUUUUGUAUAAGCUAGGUAUAUGGUGUAUUCGUAUUCCACAAAUAUACGACUCUUUUGGGUUAUCGCGACAACGAAUAUUUUAGUGUGCAACAUAAGAAGUACGAAAGUAUUUUGAUCUAAUAAUUACUACAAUAAAGAACAAUAUAAUUUGCAAUUUACUUUCGUUCUUCAUAUUUUGCACAGUAAAAUAUUCGUUGUCAGGAUAAUCCAAGAGGAUCUUAUAUUCGUGGAAUGGGGUAUACCUUCUAUUUAUGUUAUGUGAUCUUAAUAAAUGUUUUUUUAUGAAA